Molecule: messenger RNA, 1546 nt
Organism: Prunus mume (Japanese apricot)
Lineage: Eukaryota; Viridiplantae; Streptophyta; Magnoliopsida; Rosales; Rosaceae
Product: monooxygenase 2-like
Molecular function (GO): FAD binding
Source: RefSeq, a predicted model, not a curated record
GUCGGUAUUGACCGCCAAUCAUCAUUCGUCAUCCUCAUCGUCAUCUUCAGCUCAAUUAUGCCUGUCCUUUACAUCCCCAUCACAAAUAUAAGAAGUAAAAGCCUGGGUCUCUAGAGCAUAAUCAAGCACAACAUGGAAGCUGAAGCAGAUGUUGUGAUUGUGGGAGCUGGAAUUUCUGGCCUUGCAACUUCCUUAGGACUUCACAGGCUGGGGAUUAGAAGCUUGGUGUUGGAAUCAUCUGAUAGUUUGAGGACAACAGGUUUUGCAUUCACAACAUGGACAAAUGCAUGGAAGGCCUUAGAUGCCCUUGGUCUUGCCGAUUCUCUUCGCCAACAACAUGUCACACUUGAUGGGAAUGUAACUUCCUCAAGAAUUACAGGGCUUCAAACGUUUGAGAUGUCAUUUAAGGCCAAAGGAAAGCACGGAGACCAUGAAAUUCGAUGCGUGAAAAGGAACUUGUUGUUGGAAGGCCUUGCAAAUGAACUCCCCAGUGGCACCAUCAGGUUCUCAUCCAAGGUGGUUUCCGUUGACGAAUCGGGCUACUUUAAGCUGGUUCAUCUUGCAGACGGGACCAUCCUCAAAGCCAAGGUCUUGGUUGGGUGUGAUGGAGUGAACUCCGUGGUGGCAAAAUGGCUCGGCUUCAAGCAGCCGGCAUUUACAGGUAGAUCUGCUAUUAGAGGUUGUGCUACCUUCAAGAGCAGUCAUGGAGUUGAUCCCAAGUUCAAUCAGUACUUUGGGAAUGGUAUUAGAUCUGGUGCCAUCCCUUGUGAUGAUACAAAUGUUUACUGGUACAUUACUUGGACUCCCUCUAGCCAAGAGAAAGAGCUAGAAGAGUACCCAGCUCAACUGAAGCAAUAUAUGUUAAGCAAGCUUGGAAAGAUACCUGAUAAAGUAAAAGCUGUGGUAGAAAACACCGAAUUGGAUGCUUUUAUAUCCUCUCCAUUGAGAUAUAGACAUCCUUGGGAGCUUCUUUGGGGAAACAUCAGCAAAGGCAAUGCUUGUGUCGCAGGAGACGCACUCCACCCCAUGACCCCAGACAUUGGCCAAGGUGGCUGCGCUGCAUUAGAAGACAGUGUUGUAUUGGCAAGGUGUCUUGGUGAGGCCUUGUUGAAGAACUCAGGGGGAGAAAGAAAAGAUAAGGAGGGUGAAGAAGGAAAGGAAGAGUAUGAGAGGAUUGAGAUGGGGUUGAACAAGUAUGCCAAUGAGAGGAGAUGGAGAAGCUUUGAUCUGAUUAGUACAUCUAGAGUGGUUGGUUUCUUACAAGAGAGUAAUGGAAAAUUUAUGAACUUCUUCAGGGACAAAUUUUUAUCUCCAAUCCUGGCUGGUUUGUUGUUGAAGAAGUCAGAUUUUGAUUGUGGGAAGCUCAGCAUCUCUUAAAUGCAAUGAUACUUCCUCUGCAUAUAUAAUAGUGAUUUGCGUGCAACCUUAUAUGUCAAUCAUAUUAGUGCAAGAACUUUCUUUUGUCAUUUUGUGAUUUAUAUGGAGUUUCUGUAUGGGGACAUUUCUUUUAAGCUUUAUUAACAACAGGGGAAACAAGAUUCGAACU